This is a messenger RNA of Apodemus sylvaticus (European woodmouse), 952 nucleotides long. RefSeq lists its product as uncharacterized. NCBI's taxonomy places the organism in Eukaryota, Metazoa, Chordata, Mammalia, Rodentia, Muridae. The record is from RefSeq and is a predicted model, not a curated record. The transcript is spliced from 2 exons. Bases 82 to 861 code for a protein of 259 amino acids.
CGUCCUUACUCACAGUCCUACAAGCAGGGGUGGUGCUGCCCAUUUCUUUUGUGUAAUAGUAAAGGCACAGAGCAGGUGAGUAUGCAGAUGAGGAAGCAGGUGGGCAUGCAGGUGAGGAAGCAGGUGGGCAUGAAGGUGAGGAAGCAGGUGAGGAAGCAGGUGGGCAUGCAGGUGAGGAAGCAGGUAGGCAUGCAGGUGAGGAAGCAGGUGGGCAUGCAGGUGAGUAUGCAGGUGAGGAAGCAGGUGGGCAUGCAGGUGAGGAAGCAGGUGGGCAUGCAGGUAAGGAAGCAGGUGAGUAUGCAGGUGAGGAAGCAGGUGGGUAUGCAGGUGAGGAAGCAGGUGGGCAUGCAGGUGAAGAAGCAGGUGAGUAUGCAGGUGAGGAAGCAGGUGGGUAUGCAGGUGAGGAAGCAGGUGAGCAUGCAGGUGAGGAAGCAGGUGGGCAUGCAGGUGAGGAAGCAGGUGAGCAUGCAGGUGAGGAAGCAGGUGAGCAUGCAGGUGAGGAAGCAGGUGGGCAUGCAGGUGAGGAAGCAGGUGAGUAUGCAGGUGAGGAAGCAGGUGGGUAUGCAGGUGAGGAAGCAGGUGGGCAUGCAGGUGAGGAAGCAGGUGAGUAUGCAGGUGAGGAAGCAGGUGGGCAUGCAGGUGAGGAAGCAGGUGGGCAUGCAGGUGAGGAAGCAGGUGGGCAUGCAGGUGAGGAAGCAGGUGGGCAUGCAGGUGAGGAAGCAGGUGGGCAUGCAGGUGAGGAAGCAGGUGGGCAUGCAGGUGAGGAAGCAGGUGAGUAUGCAGGUGAGGAAGCAGGUUGGGCAUGCAGGUGAAGAAGCAGGUGGGCAUGUAGGUGAGGAAGCAGGUUGGGCAUGCAGGUGAGGAAGCAGGUGAGCAUGCACAUGAGCUCACUGUUCAGUCUUGCAUUCCUGAGAGGUUGGGUGGGGUUUAAAGCAAGUGGUGGCUUCCCUUG